UGGAACCCGGCGUCCAUUGAACAGAACACAAAGGCAGAAACCUACCCCAAAGGUCGGGGCCCGGCGGGGCGCUGGGGGUGGGCGCUCCCCGCGGCCCCCGGCGCCCUUCGCCCCGAGACGCCCCGGCCCGGUGGCACCGGCGCGACCGAGGUCCAGCUUCGGGGACACGCCCGGCCAGCCGCGGGGAAGGCACCAGGUGAGCGCGGCCGCGCCUACCGGAACCCCGCUCCCGCGCGUCCCGCGGCGACGCGGCGCCCACCCGCCCCGGCAACCAGGAACCCAGGGCCCCACCAUGGCUCUGGCCGCCGCCGCCGCCGCUGCGGCCGCCGGGGUGAGCCAGGCAGCGGUGCUGGGCUUCCUGCAGGAGCACGGCGGGAAGGUGCGCAACUCCGAGCUGCUGAGCCGCUUCAAGCCGCUGCUCGAUGCGGGCGACCCGCGGGGCCGCGCCGCCCGCAGGGACCGCUUCAAGCAGUUCGUCAACAACGUGGCGGUAGUGAAGGAGCUCGACGGCGUCAAGUUCGUGGUGCUGAGGAAGAAGCCGCGGCCCCCAGAGCCCGAGCCCUUUGACCCCCAGGGAGCAGGGGCCCAGCCGUCGAAGCCCACUGUGGUCUUGCCAGGCGACGCCUCUGCCCCGGAAGCUCCGCCCUUGGUCCCGGUGCCGCGGCCGGUGGAGCCGCCGGGGGACCCGGGUCCGCUAACAGAGACACAGGACACUCCGUGGGGGCCGGCCUCCGAGCCCGCUCAGCCGGCCGGGGAGCGGUCCGCCGACCCACCGCUUCCAGCCCUCGAGCUAGCCCAGGCCACCGAGGGACCCUCCGCAGACGCGGCCCCACCGCCUAGGGCCCCUUCUGAGGCGGCCUCACCCUGCUCUGAUCCGCCAGACCCGGAGCCGGGGCCCGGGGCAGCGAAAGGGCCGUCGCAGCAGAAACCCUGUAUGCUGCCCGUGCGCUGCGUCCCGGCCCCCGCCACGCUCCGCAUCCGGGCGGAGGAGCAGGGCCUGCGCCGGCAGCUGUCGGAGGAGCCGAGCCCGCGGAGCUCUCCUCUGCUGCUGAGGCGGCUGUCGGUGGAAGAGUCCGGUCUGGGCCUCGGCCUGGGCCCGGGCCGCUCCCCGCACCUGAGGCGCCUGUCGCGCGCCGGCCCGCGUCUGCUGAGCCCCGAUGCCGAGGAGGUGCCCGCCGCGCCGCCGCCGUCCGCCGUGCCCUUGGAGCCGUCAGAGCACGAGUGGCUCGUGCGGACGGCCGGGGGCCGCUGGACCCACCAGUUGCACGGGCUGCUGCUGCGCGACCGCGGCCUGGCGGCCAAGCGCGACUUCAUGUCUGGCUUCACGGCCCUGCAUUGGGCCGCCAAGAGCGGCGACGGCGAGAUGGCGCUGCAGCUGGUGGAGGUCGCGCGGCGCAGUGGCGCGCCAGUCGACGUGAACGCGCGCUCCCACGGCGGUUACACGCCGCUGCACCUGGCUGCGCUGCACGGCCACGAGGACGCCGCUGUGCUGCUGGUGGUGCGCUUGGGUGCCCAGGUGAACGUGCGUGACCACAGCGGGCGUCGCGCCUACCAGUACCUGCGGCCUGGCUCCUCGUACGCGUUGCGCCGCCUUCUUGGCGAUCCAGGCCUGCGAGGCACCACGGAGCCAGAUGCGACCGGUGGUGGAAGUGGCAGUCUUGCUGCCAGGCGCCCGGUGCAGGUGGCCGCCACCAUCCUCAGUUCCACCACCAGUGCAUUUUUGGGCGUCCUGGCCGACGACCUCAUGCUCCAGGACCUGGCCCGAGGCUUGAAGAAGUCGAGCUCCUUAAGCAAGUUCUGGAGCGCAUCGCCCAUGGCUCCACGUAACAAGACAAAGAUCCGCGGUGGUCUGCCAGCCUUCUCAGAAAUCUCUCGUCGACCUACUCCCGGGCCUUUAGCUGGUCUAGUGCCCAGUUUGCCUCCAACAACCUGAAGGUCCCUGGGACUACCACUUGGUUGAUCUAUCGCGGCCUGCUCCUGGCAGUCUAAACCCGC
This is a messenger RNA of Rhinopithecus roxellana (golden snub-nosed monkey), 1995 nucleotides long. RefSeq names its product sosondowah ankyrin repeat domain family member A (gene SOWAHA). The transcript has a single exon. The record is from RefSeq and is a predicted model, not a curated record. NCBI's taxonomy places the organism in Eukaryota, Metazoa, Chordata, Mammalia, Primates, Cercopithecidae. The coding region runs from base 293 to 1933 and encodes 546 amino acids. Gene Ontology annotation, molecular function: protein binding.